AUGGCCGAACAACAAGUUGUUGGUGUUUCGGAUCGCUCAGAGAAAGAAGCGCACGUCGCGGAGCACUUCGAGCAUGGAGUUGAUACAAAGGGCAACUUGUCGUACGAGCACGAGGAAGAGGAGCCAGAAUUGCACAUGAGAACUUACGUUGCGUUGCUCUCGAUGUGGCUGCUCAAUUUGGUUCAGGUGUUGGCUUUGCAGGGACCACCUGCUGUGCUGAACUACAUUGGCGAAGACCUUAAGGGCUCAGCUUACCAGACUUGGGUGCCCAACAGUCUGUCCCUCGUUCAAGCUGUCCUUGGGCCAGUCAUAUCGUCUGCAUCCGACGCCUUCCAAGCCCGGAAGAUCAUCUUGGUUGGGUCUUGUGUGGUGUCGUUCGUAGGCUCAGCGAUAGCACCGGGCUCGCAGUCCAUCGGUCGUUUGAUUGCAGCGCAGACACUGAUUGGAUUUGGAUUUGCUGCUGUGCCUCUUGCAUAUUGCGUGCCGAGUGAGAUCUUGCCGCGGAGGUGGAGACCGAUGGCGCAGGCGGUCAUCAAUGUUGCUGCAGCAUUAGGCGCAAUCUCCGGCCCGAUGGCAAUCGGAGGUUUGGUGCACCGGGAUCCCGUCAAUGGCUGGAGGAACUUCUAUUGGAUUCAAUUCGCGCUCUGGGGCGCGACUGCACUCGGAAUCCAAUUCGGCUACAAGCCCCCGAAACGCCGUACAGUCCUCGACGAGCUGAGUCUCUGGCAGAAGAUUGGCAAGCUGGACCUCAUUGGUUUUGCGUUACUCACAACAGGCCUGGCGCUUCUUCUGACCGGUCUCAAUCUCGGAGGUGGCCUGUACCCAUGGGCGAGCGGAAACACUCUCGGUCCACUCGUGGUCGGUGCAGUCGUUCUGGUCGCCUUCGGCUUGUAUGAGUGGAAGGGGACAAAGACCGGCAUCCUCAACCACGAGCUGUUCCAAGGCGGCAAGGCGCAGGGUCGCACCUUCACGCUGUGCGUUUUCUUGAUCUUCAUCGAGGGCAUACUGCUCUUCAGCUAUGUGAUAUUUUAUCCCGUUCUCACAGAGAACUUGUAUGAAGCAGACCCGCUCCUCCUAGUAGCAAGGGCCCAGCCCUACUGGAUUGCAGCUGGGCUGAUGACGUGCAUCUACGGCUACGCCAGCACGAAGCUGAGAUCCAUCCGAGGGCCACUGGGCGUUGGCUUCCUGAUCCUGACAGCAGGCACGAUUGGCUUCGCAACCCUCCAGCCAGGACAGUCGACCAUUGCAGUGGUCAUGUCAGGCUUUUCUGGAGUCGGUUUCGGCGCUCCUUUGGUCCUCAUCGUCGCUGGCGUGCACCUCUCUGCACCUCACCAUCUGAUCGCUACCGCGACGGCGGUGACGACUUCUGCAAGAGCUGUAGCUGCGACGGUCUUUACAGCCAUCUACGCCGCCUCGUUCUCCAGCCGCGCUGCGACUCUGGUGCCCGCACAUGUCGCUUCAGCUGCAGUCGGUGCCGGACUAUCGCCAGAUGCAUUACCAGAGUUCAUCCCUGCUUUCUUGGAGAAGCAGGAGAGUGCACUUGCUGCUAUCACCGGCGUCACGCCAGCAGUGCUCGCGGCGGCAGCAGGAGGCGCAAAGCAGGGCAUUGCUGACUCGUUGCGAGUCGUGUACAUGAUUGCUGCUCCUUUUGGUGCGGUGGCAGUCAUUGCGUGCUUCUUCAUGGGCGAUCUGAGCAAGACCAUGAAUUACAUCGUGGAGGCGCCCGUGGAGGACUUACACGCCAAGCUGAAUCCAGACAAGCUUGAUGAGAAGGCUUGA
Saxophila tyrrhenica is the source of this 1779-nucleotide messenger RNA. RefSeq lists its product as uncharacterized. The transcript is spliced from 5 exons. Lineage: Eukaryota; Fungi; Ascomycota; Dothideomycetes; Mycosphaerellales; Extremaceae. Gene Ontology annotation, molecular function: transmembrane transporter activity. The coding region runs from base 1 to 1779 and encodes 592 amino acids. Gene Ontology annotation, cellular component: plasma membrane. The record is from RefSeq and is a predicted model, not a curated record. Gene Ontology annotation, biological process: transmembrane transport.